This is a messenger RNA of Tetranychus urticae (two-spotted spider mite), 4568 nucleotides long. RefSeq lists its product as uncharacterized. Gene Ontology annotation, molecular function: chitin binding. Gene Ontology annotation, cellular component: extracellular region. The record is from RefSeq and is a predicted model, not a curated record. NCBI's taxonomy places the organism in Eukaryota, Metazoa, Arthropoda, Arachnida, Trombidiformes, Tetranychidae.
AUGAUACUCGUUGGUGUCCAUCUGAAAACUGUUAACCGCUCCUUCAAGCCCAUCCAAAUACAAAGGUUAUACCAACCCAAUAAAUACACAGAAACUGUUACCCAUUUUAAGUAAGGCCUGCUUUUACUCAGUCUUAGUUGUUUACUGUUUACCAUUUGAUCAACAUCAGUUUUCAAUAACUCAUUCAAUUAACUGUGAUCCAAUGUAAUUAAUCUGUUGACUGAUUUUUAUUCAAUUGUCCAUCAAAUUGUUUGUUAAAUUAAUUCAAAAUCAAAGCAAAGCCAUUUACAUGUCCAUUGAGAUUGGUUUUUUAUUUUUUCAAAUGUUUCAUCUUCACUUUGUAACUGUAUUUAUCUCGAGUUGAAACAUUGAUUAACCUUCGAACUGACCAAAGGACAGCAAGUUUGAAUAAAUUUGAAGGUUUGAAACACUGGUCAACAAAAGCCUUUGAAGUGGUUAAAGGUUGCCAUACAAGUCCAUCUCUUUGGAAAUCAAAAUGUCAUUUUCAUGCCAAUUGCUCAUCUUCAUUGCCAAUUUAUUAUCACUCACCUUGUCUACCUCAGGCCAAUCUUCACUUCCUUGUCCAGAUGAAGGAUUCUUCACAAAUCCACAAGACUGCUCGUCAUUUUAUCGUUGUGUUGAUCAAGGAACAAGCGAUUAUGCAGUUUAUCAAUUCAGUUGUCCGGCUGGACUUGUUUUCGAUGAAGACUUAAGUGUCUGUAAUUGGCCUUAUGCUGUUAAAAAUGGAUGUAAACCUGGUUCAGCUCCACCAUCAGCAUCUUCAUCUCGAACUGGUCGUAAUCGCAUGGAUGAAAAUGAGAAUGGCAUAAGUGGUGGUUCGAGUGCCGAUAAAACAAAAAGAAAAUCGAAACGUCCUCAAUGUACCAGUGAAGGUUUCUUCCGUGAUCCAGCCAAUUGCAAACGAUUUUAUCGAUGUGUGCCUGAUGAUAAAGGAAAUUUCCUUCAGUAUAAAUUCGUUUGUCCCGGAGGUUUAGCUUUUGAUGAGAGAACCUCAGUCUGUAACUGGCCUAAUCAAGUUCCUGGUUGUGGUGGACCAGAUGAACAAGAUCAACCUCCUUCAUCAGUAGAUACUCAACCAGACAACCAAGAUGCACCAGGAGAUGAUCAAGAUCAACCUGGUUAUCCAAAUGAGAGUGAACCUAAACCACCGAGUAAACCCUCAUCAUAUCCACCUCCACCUGGUAAACGUCGACCACCUCAAGCUAAAUCAACAACCGCAAAACCUAAAGCAAAACCUAAAACACCAUCAGCUCCUAGUCCAAGACGCCGAUUGUCGCCUUCAAGUACCACAACUCCCAAACCUGUGAACCCUGAAGACGAAGAUGAGGACAAACCAGAAGAGGAAAAACCAAUUCAACCCAAGAAGGAUGAUUCGCCAUCAAAGAAACGACCAACUAAACCUUCAUCUAAACAGCAACCUCCUAAAGAGCGUCCACCAGUCAAAGGGGCUAAAGAAGCAACUACUAAAGCCCCAGUUUCGAAAGGUAAGGAUAAACAAGCUUCGACGACAACAACAACAAGCACAACAGCAAAGCCACCCUCAGAAAAGGGAACUCGACCUACCAAAAAGCCUGAAAGUAAAUCAACGCCAUCAACAGGGACGAAAGAUAAGACAACGAAGAAACCAGCCGUUAAGGCAACGCCAAAAAGUACAACUACGACAAUGGCCACUACAACCACAACCACAACCACAACCACAACCCCAACUACAACAACUCAGGAACCAACUUCAACGACACCUGAAUCAACGAGUACAACAAAAAUAAGCUCUGAAAAGGGAAGUAGACCAACAGCAAAACCAGAAAGCCAAGUAACUGAGAAGCCGUUAGGCGACAAGAAACCAACUACGACUAAAAAACCAGAAAAUACUACCGAUGAGUCUCAGUCAACAACCGAAUCUCCUUCAUCCACUAAAGAAUCAAGUUCUGAACCGACAUCCAGUCAAAGUACUGAAGAGACGUCGGAGCCAUCAGAAAGUUCAUCGACUACGACAACAACAAAGCCUUCUGUAGGAGAGUCGAUGACUCCAAGCUCAACUACGGCUUCAAGUCAACAAGAAACUGAAGAACCGAGCUCUGUAACAACGGAAUCUUCAUCAACCCCGACAACACCUAAACAAAGUUCAACCUCAGAAUCGUCAUCAAUGAUGACUGAAAGUCAAGAAAAAGAAGAGUCAAGUACCGAAGGCUCAUCAUCUACAACUCCAAGUGAGCAGGAAAAGGAAGAGAAACCAGAGAAAGAAGCAGAACAAGAAAAGGAGAAAGAGGAUGAUAAAAAAGGCGAAGAACAAAAGAAAGAUGAUGAAGAUGAUAAAAAGGAUGAAGGUGAGAAAAAAGAUGGAAAAGAGGAACAGAAAGAGGAACCAGAGGAUAAAAAGAAGGAUGAUGAAAAGGACGGAGAACAAAAAGAGGAAGAACAAGAACAAGAUAAAGAAGAUGAAAAACCGAAGAAAGAGACGGAUGACAAAACGGAUAGCGAUAAAGAUGAGGGACAAAAAACGGAAGAUUCCAAGGUCUCAACACCGACAGAACAAUCGACAAAAGCUGAAGUUUCGUCAACGACAACUCCAGCUACAACAAAAGAGCCCGAACCAAGUUCAACUACCGAAACAAGUGAAUCGAUGAACAUGACAUCAACUGUUCAGCCAUCAUCCACGACUCCAUCAGAAUCUGGCCAAAAGUCGGAUGAAGAGGAUGAAAAAUCAGACGAAGAUGAGCAGAAAGAAUUGUCAAGCACAACAAAAAAACAAGAUGCCACAUCAAAAACAACCACAGCCAAACCAUCGCCAUCUUCAACAAUGGCACCUGAAGAUGAAGGACAAAGUACUGAAGGUUCUCAACAGCCUGAAGAAAACUCAAAGCCUCAAGCUAAACCAACUACUGCAGAGCCAUCAACGACCUCGCCAACCACAACAACAACGGCUCCUGACGAGUCUAAAAAGGUAGAUGAAUGCCUAUCACCAUCAACGCCAAAAGGUCCAUUUGAAUGUAAAAAUAUUGGUUUCUUUAGAGAUCCAAAAGAUUGUAAUAAAUUCCAUCGAUGUACUCCAAUCGAGGGUAAACCUGGUAUGACCAAAUACUCGUUCAAAUGUCCAGAUGGACUAGUAUUUGAUGAAUCCGUCUCAACUUGUACUUCUCCUGAAGAUGCUAGUUCACCAUGUAAUACGAUGAAGGAGACUGAUGACAAAGAAGACGAACAGAAACCAGAUGAUAAGGAGAAAUCAGAAGAUGAAAUGGAAGGAGAACAACCUGCUGUAGAUGUACCUCCACCAAAACAGACACCAACCAAAGGAGGAGCAGCUCGUGGAAAACCAGCGCCAAAUAAAUCGAAACAACCUGAAAAGCCAAAGAAAAAUGAACCUAAAAAUAAGGAAAGUCAAAAACCAGAAAGUAAAGGUGACAACACUGAAGAGCAAUCAGAAGAUGAGAAUAAAGAGGGCGACGGUGAAGGCCAAAUUCAAGCUAAGGGUAAACCACCCAAGGUGAAGCCAACAGUUGAUGAAUCUCAAUCAAGUGGUGAAGAAGGUGUUGAUCCAAAAGGAUCACCAUCGCCUAAAUCAAGCGAAUCAUCUCCUCAAGGAAAUUGUCAGUCAGAGGGAUUUUACCGUAAUCCAUCAAAUUGCCACAAGUUUUAUCGAUGCGUUAACUUUGGUAGUUACCUUCAGAAAUUUGAUUUCGAUUGUCCAGCAGGAUUGGUGUUUGAUGAACGAAUCUCUGUUUGCAAUUGGCCUUAUGCUGCUCCUCCAUGUGAUAAAAAAAGCUCGGACGAGCCUUCAACAGAAUCUAAAGAUGAUGAUCAAGCUAAACCAUCUGAAGGUGAUGAUCCAUCUGAUAGAAGUGGCAAAUCUCAAUCUCCACAAUCACAUCCAGACAAAUUAACCUCUGAUCCUGAAGAAGAAACCAAUUUGUACAAUUGUGAACAAGAAGGAACUAAUCAGUUUGAGAUUGAUUGUGAUAAAUUUUAUCUCUGUAAAUCGUCCUCAAGUGGUAAUCUAAUUGGUUCACUCGUACAGUGUCCGACCAAUCACUUCUUUGAUCAAAUUGCUCAAGCUUGUAUUCCUCAACCGACUUCAUUUGUUUGCUCCCGACGUCCAUUGAAUCCUUUGCUCUUUAAUGUUCCUGAUAUUACCAAGUUAAUCAAACAAGCUCCAGAUGAUUAUAUUCGUGAUUGGAUACCCGUUCAAGAUGAUGAUGAUUCAGAAUAAAAAUACGAAACGAAACUGGAUCUCUCAAGAUAACUGAAAGUGAUCGAUUCCGAAUUAACGAAAUAACGAAAUAAACCAAAUACCAGCGAUUUGGUUUCAUUUCAUUCCUAAAUACUCUUCAUUCCAAGUGCAAUCUUUUAAUACUAAUUACUAAUUUCAAAAUCAAUUUACUUAAGAUUGAUUGGCUUUGUCAUAAGAUGUUGCAUUUUCAUUUUGUUUACUUAAACAAUUGAAUUGUACUGAAUAGAUUGAAUCAAGAAUUCAUCUCUAUUUAUAUAAAUGUAAAGAGAUAAUGUGUUUCUAAUUAAUAAACGAUUCCUCUAAUGAUAGGAAAAACUCAAAA